AUGGUGUCUUUUGCUGAGGAUCUAAAAGGGCUGAGUGACUCGAAGGAAGUGGGUCGGAGGAGUCCUUUAUUACGCCUAGUACCAUUUCUCGACGGAGAAGGGUUGAUUCGUCUCACUGGGAGGCUGCAUAAAUCCGCCGUGAACGAGGACUUCAAGCAUCCAGUGGUGCUCCCAGCGAGUUCAAGGUUUAUGGAGCUAAUGCUGUUUCAGGUUCAUCAGGAUAUCUUUCAUGGCGGGGUCCAGCUUAUGCAAGCUACUCUGUGGAGGAAGUACUGGAUCAUCGGAGGCAGGAGGCCGGUGAAGGGUUUCAUUUUACGAUGUGUGACUUGUGCUAGGUUUCGUGGAGCUGUGGCUAAGCAGCUGAUGGGACAGUUGCCGCUGAGAAGGAUCACUCCAGCUAGAUCUUUUCUCCACUGUGGUGUUGAUUCUGCAGGGCCUGUGACGUUGCUGACCUGGAGAGGUCAUGGAGCAAAGACCUACAAAGGAUUUAUGGUGGUGUUCGUCUGUUUUACCACUUCUGCAGUACAUCUGGAGCUGGCUACAGAAUACAGCACUGAGGGCUUCCGGGCGUGCUACAAGAGGUUCACGGCCAGGCGUGGAAACUGGAGACGAUCACCGGUGACCAAGGGACGAACCUGGUGGGAGCUGAUAGAGAGCUCAGGGAUCUUUUCAGCGACACUCGUAAGGAGGGUCAGAGCAUCGCUCAGUGUAGCGAAGGAUGGGACCAAUUGGAUCUUCAAUCCACCUGGUGCUCCUUACCAUGGUGGUAAGUGGGAGGCGGCUGUAAAGUCAGCCAAGUUUCAUCUGAAGCGCGUCAUCGGGGAGGCUAAGCUGACCUACGAGAAGUUUACGACGCUGCUGACGCAGAUUGAGGUUAUAUUGAAUUCUCGGCCGCUGUGGGGGCUGCCUGAUGAGCCUGAUGAGUUCGCAGUGUUGACUCCUGGUCAUUUUAUUAUUGGGUCUGCUAUCUCUAUUAUGCCGGAGCCUUCUUUGGCUCAUUUAUCGAUGGCGAAGCUUUCGAGAUAUCAACUGGUUCGACGAAUGGUGGAGAAAUUCUGGGAACAGUGA
This is a messenger RNA of Diachasma alloeum, 1068 nucleotides long. RefSeq lists its product as uncharacterized. The coding region runs from base 1 to 1068 and encodes 355 amino acids. Lineage: Eukaryota; Metazoa; Arthropoda; Insecta; Hymenoptera; Braconidae. Gene Ontology annotation, molecular function: nucleic acid binding. The record is from RefSeq and is a predicted model, not a curated record. The transcript has a single exon.